Molecule: messenger RNA, 531 nt
Organism: Haliotis rufescens (red abalone)
Lineage: Eukaryota; Metazoa; Mollusca; Gastropoda; Lepetellida; Haliotidae
Exons: 4
Coding region: 36-527 (163 amino acids)
Source: RefSeq, a predicted model, not a curated record
CUGCUGCCUCUUACAAUCCGAUGUAGUUAGAAGACAUGUGGACCAGUAUACCAUGUGUGCUCCUCAUUCUUAUGAUUGCAGAUGUGGCCUACACUACGACUUGCUACCGUAAGGUGGAGUCGUUGACAAUAACACUGUUCUGCAGCUAUGGAUGCUGCAGCGAAGAGGGGACAACUGUAUGCUGUGAUCGAGCUGCAGGCAACUCGGUGUCACUAUUCAGUAAUGCUCGCUCUGCCGCCGCUGUAGCUGGGAUGAUCGUCGCCAUGAUUUUCACCGUCUGCAUCAUUAUCGCAGUGGUUUGUUGUGUCAAGAAGACAGGAUUUGCAGGCAGAAUUGGAACUCAUACCAACGUCUCCGUUGUUAACGCAACCAUACCAAGUGCAUAUCCAUCCGUGGCCUACACGAAUUCUCAGUCCACCAUGGUGACCAGCGGCCCCGUCUUCCAGGGGUACCCGUCUCCAAGCGUGUACAAAAACACUUUUAAUGCCAGGCCGCAAUGUGUAACUGCAAUCGCUUCACUUUCCUGAAACG